This is a messenger RNA of Myotis daubentonii (Daubenton's bat), 2149 nucleotides long. RefSeq names its product patr class I histocompatibility antigen, B-2 alpha chain-like. The coding region runs from base 73 to 1194 and encodes 373 amino acids. Gene Ontology annotation, biological process: antigen processing and presentation of endogenous peptide antigen via MHC class Ib; antigen processing and presentation of endogenous peptide antigen via MHC class I via ER pathway, TAP-independent; immune response. Gene Ontology annotation, molecular function: peptide antigen binding; signaling receptor binding. The record is from RefSeq and is a predicted model, not a curated record. Gene Ontology annotation, cellular component: external side of plasma membrane. Lineage: Eukaryota; Metazoa; Chordata; Mammalia; Chiroptera; Vespertilionidae. The transcript is spliced from 8 exons.
AUCAGCGUCACCUCCCUCCCAGUUAGAAGUCUCUGUGGACUCACCAGGACCCAGACUCCCCAAACCCUGAGGAUGCUGCUCACGGGGCCCCCAACCCACCUCCUGCUGCUCUGGGGGGCCCUGGCCCUGACCCAGACCUGGGCGGGCCCCCAUUCCCUGAGAUAUUUCUUCACCGCCGUGUCCCGGCCGGGCCGCGGGGAGGCCCGGUUCCUGGAGGUCGGCUACGUGGACGACCUUCCUUUCGAGUGGUUCGACAGCGACUCGGAGAGUCAGAGGGCGGAGCCGCGGGCGCCAUGGGUGGAGCAGGUGGAGCCCGGCAUUUGGGACGUGAGCACGCAGAACGCCAAGGGCUUAGCACAGAUUUUCCGACUGAGCCUGCACAACCUGCGCGGCUACUACAACCAGAGCCAGGACGGGUCUCACACGCUCCAGUUCACGUGGGGCUGUGACAUGGGACCGGACGGCCUCCUCCUCCGCGGUUAUGACCAGUCCGCCUACGAUGGCACCGACUACCUCGCCCUGAACGACGACCUGCGCUCCUGGACCGCGGCCGACACCGCAGCUCAGAUCACCCGGCGCAAGUGGGAGGAGGCCGGUGAGGCUGAGCGAGUCAGGAACCAACUGGAGGGCAGGUGCCUGGAGUGGCUGCGCAGAUACCUGGCGAUGGGAAAGGAGGUGCUGCAGCGUGCAGACCCUCCAAAGACACACGUGACCCACCACCCCAUCUCUGACCGUGAGGUCACCCUGAGGUGCUGGGCCCUGGACUUCUACCCUGCGGACAUCAGCCUGAGCUGGCAGCGUGAUGGGGAGGAGCAGACCCAGGACAUGGAGUUUGUGGAGACCAGGCCUGCGGGGGAUGGGACCUUCCAGAAGUGGGCGGCCCUGGUGGUGCCCCCUGGAGAGGAGCAGAGAUACACGUGCCAUGUGCAGCAUGAGGGGCUGCCCGAGCCCCUGACCCUGAGAUGGGAGCCGCCUCUUUGGGCCACCAUCCCCCCUGUGGGCCUGGUUGUGGGCCUGGUCAUCCUUGGAGCUGUGCUCACUGGAGCUGUGGUCACUGGAGCUGUGAUGAUGUGGAGGAGGAAGCGCUCAGGAUGUUUUCUUCCCACAGGUGGACAAGGAGGGAGCUAUGUCCAGGCUGCCAGCAGCUACAGUACCCAGAGCUCUGAUCAAUCUCUCUUGGCUUUUAAAGCAUGAGGCACGUGCCUUGUGGGGGACUGAGUGAUGGGAGAUUUGUUCGAGCUCCUACUUUGUGAUUCAAGAACCUCUGAUUUCCUUCUGCAAAUGGCAUUUGGAUGUGUGUGUUCCUAUCAGCAUAAAGUGAGGAGGUGGGAGGCUGGCCCACCCCUGCCCACCACUCAUCCUUCUCACACUUUCCUGUCCAUCAGAGCCCGGCUGGGCCCUCCCCAUCCCUGUCUUUACUUUGUGGUGCUCAGUGGGGGACUGAGUCAUGCGACAGUUGUCUACACUCCCACUUUGUGACUCAAGUGAGAGGUUAGCAUGGUGAUACGUGGGCAGGCUACAUAGCCAUCUUGAAUGGAAAUAAAGAAAAAACGAAUUUAUUUAAGGAAAGAGGGUGGGGGAUGGGAUACCCAAAGGGAAGGGCUGCACAGCAUCGAGCCAAGUGGAGGUUGGGUGGAUGAUGGCAACACCCAAGAUAUCCAUGUCCUUAUAUGCAGUCACUGGCAGGAAACUCUGGUCUGGGGGCUGAAUAGGUGGGUUGGAAUGGGGAUAGAAUGCAGGUGUGGAAUCAGGUGUCUUUUGGAAAAUUUCAAUUGCUUACAUGGUCUAACUCCUGGUAUCUAGCAAGUUUUUCCUGCUCUUGGAAGACACUAUGGAAGACAGUAUGGAGUUUCCUCAAAAAACUAAAAAUGGAACUCCCAUUUGACCCUGUGAUCCCACUUCUAGGAAUAUAUCCCAAGAAAACAGAAACACCAAUCAGAAAGGAUAUAUGCACCCCUGUGUUCAUAGGAGCACAAUUCACCAUAGCUAAGAUCUGGAAAUAGCCAAAGUGCCCAUCAGUAGAUGAAUGGAUUAGAAAACUGUGGUACAUCUACACGAUGGAAUACUAUGCUGCUAUAAAAAAGAAGGAAUUCUUACCAUUUGCAACAGCCUGGAUGGAAUUGGAGAGCAUUAUGCUAAGUGAAAUAAG